AAUCGGACGACCGACAGUGCUACGCGAACAGCCUUCUUGUUCGUGUCAUUCUGUUAAAAUUUUUUUUUAUUUACAUUUGUAUUUAUUUUUUAUUUCCAUUGUUUAGAUUAUAUAAAUACUCAUGGCACUUCUGGUGAUAAUGUAAUUAGUUUAAUUUAUUGUUAGCUUAUUAAAUACUCAUUAUUUACUUACAAGCGAUGAUAAGCUGAAUAUACAACAGAUUGCAUUGAGCAUUAAAGUUGCAUCGUAUCGAGAAAACCGGUAGACAAUCACGUAGUCCCUGGAUUCAGGAUCAAACGCCUCGGAAUUUUUUAAACAGAGUAGAGCAGAAUGGAACUGAUGGGUUGUGUGGGCAGAGAGAUGGUAGCUAAACCAGAGAGAUAGCGUUAGUUGGAAUUGUGUGGAGACUGAUACGUGAUACGCUCCUGGGGAAGUUCAACGGGCCCCGGGGACUGAUCGUGAUGCCAACCGCGACAAUCCAAUGGGCCCUUGCUAUCCUCUCGCUUGUGCUCGUUGACGCGUCUCCUCUUCAUCCUCUUCCGCCGCACGCAGGAAUUACUAAGCGGUCUUACAUUGGUUACUAUGAACCAGUCUCAUAUGACUCGGCUAUUUUACGAGAACAUCGGAACCGGGUCCGACGAGAUGUAUCCGAAGCCAGCAAGGUUCAACCAAUCGUUCUUCACCUUCGGACAUUUGAUAGAGAAUGGACAAUGAGACUUGUUCCCGACACUGUAUUUGCAAAAGAUGCAGUUUUUGAAGGAACAAAUGGACCAAUCGCUUUUGACUCUUCACACUCCUAUACUGGCACCGUUGCUGAGGACGACAAUGCUAUUGUGGAAGGAAUUGUGACAAAAGACGGUUUGUUUGAUGGAUCCGUUUCUACAACUUCUGAAGACUAUUACUUUGAACCAACUAGCAGAUAUUUAACAAGAACAGGAGAUUCUGAGAGUGAAGAAAAUACGUCACCUACUUAUCAUACCAUAGCAUACCGAGCAUCAGAUGUCGUCGCUCCACCUCAACCCAGCCGCUGUGCCAGCAAAGAAUUGCAUGAAGGAAAAUUAAAUAAAAAUAAUUCUAUUCAUCUAAGUGAGAAGAAGAAAAAUGAAUCAUUUGAGCCUUAUUUUGAGCAACUUCAGGACCAUGAAAUUCGUGAUAAUGGUGGAUAUUAUUUACGGCAACUUAAUCGAAGGUAUAUCAAUAAAGGAGGCUCCAAUAUACAAUUUAUUGAUGGGAUCAAUAGAGAUAGAUUUACUAGACAUUUACAUAAACGAGCCACCGUUGAUCCCCGUAAAACAACAUGUAUGUUAUAUCUGCAAGCUGAUCAUCAAUUUUUUGCCCGAUACGGUACCGAGGAAGCUUGCAUUGAAGUAAUGACAAGGCACGUGCAGCGAGUUAACUCUAUUUACAAACAUACAGACUUCAAUCAAGAUGGGAGACCUGAUAAUAUAAGUUUUAUGAUAAAACGAGUUAAAGUACACAAUGCAGAUGCGAUGAAGGAUCCGCAUUAUCGAUUCCCAAAUAGUUACGGAGUUGAAAAAUUUCUGGAACUUUUUUCAGAGGAAGAUUAUGACGCAUUUUGUUUGGCCUACAUGUUCACGUACCGGGACUUUGAGAUGGGGACACUCGGACUUGCAUGGACAGGCGAUUUAAAAAAUGCCGGCGGCGUUUGUGAAAAGAACGGACACUACAGAGGAAGUAUGAAGUCUCUGAACACUGGAAUCGUAACUUUACUGAAUUACGGGAAACACGUACCACCAGCUGUUUCUCAUGUUACUCUGGCACAUGAAAUUGGCCAUAAUUUUGGGUCACCGCACGAUCCAGAGCAGUGUACACCAGGUGGUGAGGAUGGAAAUUUUAUAAUGUUUGCUCGUGCAACCAGUGGUGACAAGCGUAAUAACAAUCGUUUUAGCCCGUGCAGUUUAAAUGCCAUAAAUCCUGUUCUAAAUACUAAAGCACGUUCGCCUAAAGGUUGUUUCACAGAACCUCAAGCGUCACUUUGUGGGAAUGGAGUCGUUGAAGACGGAGAAGAGUGUGAUUGUGGAUGGGAAGAAGACUGUCGUGAUUUGUGUUGUUUUCCUCAACGUCGUUACCCGCCGGCAGAAGAAAAACCCUGUACAUUAACGCCUAGAUCUAUUUGCAGCCCUAGUCAAGGUCCUUGCUGUACAACAGACUGUAAAUUAAAGUUCUCAGACAAGUGUCGUGAAGAUAAUGGUUGUCGAGACGCGAGUUUUUGCGAUGGUCGGUCACCACACUGUCCUCCGUCAAUCAAUAAACCAAAUAAAACAAUUUGUAACCGCGAACUGGUGUGCUUUAUGGGAGAGUGUACCGGUAGUAUUUGCCUAGCUUAUGGCCUAGAAUCUUGUCAAUGCAUUCCUGGUCCUAACGACUCACCGACUAAAGCCUGUGAGCUUUGUUGUCGUCUUCCUGGUGGUAAUCAACCUUGUUUAUCGUCAUUCGAUUGGAACUCGCCUCCGUAUGACAUUCCUGACAUGUUUUCAAAGCCGGGUACGCCGUGCAAUGAUUACAAUGGAUAUUGCGAUGUAUUUCAAAAAUGUCGAGAAGUUGAUCCAAGUGGUCCGUUGGCGACGUUAAGAAAACUAUUGUUAUCUGAUGAAAGUCUAGCUACAUUCAGAAGAUGGGUCAUUGACCACUGGUACGCAGUUGCUCUUCUUAUUCUCGCAACGAUAUCUUUACUCGUAGCAACGAUACGGUUCCUCGGGAAACGAUCGAACCCGAAACUCAAGUCAGUUACGAUAAUCCACAGUUCAACAACCGAAACAGUGAGAUUACCACCGGAGGGUGCGGAGGGGGUGACAGUCCACCCACCGGCUGUCAGGGCGAAACUUCCAUUAAAUCAAAAAGUGAGAGAGAAACGACGACAAAGCAAACAGAAGGAUUUGUUGACCAACAAUCCGACAAAUAAUAGUAGUAAUAACAAGACAGCAAAGAUCACAACCAUGAUGAGAAGAAGGAGCAAACAGCCACCUGAGUUGGCUAAAAAAAAGAAAAAAAAGAAGAAACGUGUUGUGCCAAUUGUUGUUGAAGAACCAAACCGUAAGUGUAUUGAAGUAUCAACAGCUUUACCUUCCAUUGCUGAUCAGCAAGUAGCUCCCAUACCCGAAGAGACUCCAACUAAAGUGUCUUCCAAGGAUGUUGGAUUGAAGAAGAAGCGUAAAAAGAAAGAAGUAAUAGAUUAUUCAAUGACACAAGCUGACGAGGAUAAUGAAGUUACUUCAAGUGAUAAUUCAGACCCCAAAAGUAAAGUCAGAUCUUGGCUCCUUGCGUCUCAUGGUCGAAUAGAACAAGCCAAUAUUGCAGCUUUAACAAAGAGCAAAUCAACACCAGUAGGCCUUGCCGGUUCUCCGGCAGUAACACCAAUGGUACGGACCACUGCUGCUGCUGCUGCUACUUCAAGAACACGACCUUUAAACUCUAAAAGGACAGCAGAUGCGAAGAAUCAACGGGUCAGCAAUUCUACAAGAGCUAAAGAUCCAACAAGUGAACGUGUCCGACUACAAAUUGUUUAUAAACCUCCAUUUAAAUUCAGUGUCAAAUUAAAAAAAACCGAUAAAGUUCAACAAAUAUCCAGUACUCGUAAAAAUACAAGAAGUUCUCAUCCCAGAACAGCAGUUCUCGUUCGAACGUCUAAUAAAAAAGAUAAACUCAGGAAAGGCCAACAAACAUCAACGUCUAAAGGAGUUAAUGCCACUGGUCGACCAACCGAGUCUUCCCACGCUGCCAACUCAGAUCUUCACACUGUUCCCUCUGACCUUGAGGUAUUAUUGUCAGAAAGUGAAUUUUUAUUUUCUGAUGCGUGACACUUGUCACCUAUCAUCCCACUGUGGAUGAAAAAAAAUUUUAUUGAAGGUGUAUAAUAAAUAAUAUAGCAAGGAUCUAUUUAUAAAUAUACAUAAGAUUACGUAUCAUAAUAAUAAUAUUAAUAAUAAUAAUUGUAAUAAUAAUUUUAUAAGCCAUGAGGAUAAGGAAAUGAAACGGAAGAAAGUCCUAUAACGAAUAGUAUAAUUACUAGUCUUUCGUGAAGUGAAUUCCUGUUAAUGAAUAUUUAUUUCAUUCAUUAUUUUUUGCUCAUUAAUAAGCAAUAUAUACUCAUAUUAUUUCUCGAUUUUAUUAUUUUU
Cotesia glomerata is the source of this 4136-nucleotide messenger RNA. RefSeq names its product disintegrin and metalloproteinase domain-containing protein 10-like. The transcript is spliced from 14 exons. The record is from RefSeq and is a predicted model, not a curated record. Gene Ontology annotation, biological process: Notch signaling pathway; membrane protein ectodomain proteolysis. Gene Ontology annotation, molecular function: metalloendopeptidase activity. Gene Ontology annotation, cellular component: plasma membrane. NCBI's taxonomy places the organism in Eukaryota, Metazoa, Arthropoda, Insecta, Hymenoptera, Braconidae. Bases 462 to 3818 code for a protein of 1118 amino acids.